GACCAUGACCUGAUGUGUAUAAAUAAGUUGUUCUGCUAAUGGUCGGACACCCACAAUCAGGGCAAGAAGAAUCAUCUGUGGUUCGGUGUUCAAUCAGUUGGGUUUAGGCUGGGGCGGGGGCUGGGGUGUGGUCCUGGGAGUCUGGGACUGAAACCUAAGCCUUGACUAUCGCCAACGUUUGAACCCAACGAACCAGGACGAAGGGGAAAAUAAGGAAAUAUGGCAGCACCUAAAUCCAAUUCAUUGCUUCUCCUGUUUGUGGUGAUGUUCAUGGUGGUAGUCCCAACAAUACGAGCCCACAUUGCGGAAUACGAUGACUACUGGAAAGCGCGGGAAAAGGAAGCCAAGACAGUUGCAAUCGACGCAUUUGAUCCCAGCCCAGAGGAUGUCAAUGACGAUUUCAACAAGAAUGUUGAGAAAUCGAUAUUCGGAAAGAAUGGCACGAGAAGGAACCUGAAAGUAAACAAGGGCCCAUGCAAGGCCACAAACCCCAUUGAUCGAUGCUGGAGAUGCCGUCGCAACUGGGCGAUGGAUCGCAGGAGGCUAGCCGACUGCGUCCUUGGUUUUGGGCGGAGAACAGUGGGAGGAAAGCACGGGAGGUUAUACAUUGUGACUGAUCCGUCCGACAAUGACAUGCUUAAUCCUAAGCCUGGAACCUUACGCUACGCCGUCAUCCAGCCACAGCCACUGUGGAUCGUGUUUGGGCGCAGUAUGAUAAUUAAGCUGAAACAGGAGCUGAUGGUGACCAGUGACAAAACCAUUGACGGAAGGGGAGUCAAUGUCCACAUCGCAUAUGGUGCCGGCAUUACGAUUCAGUUCGCCAGGAAUGUGAUCAUCCAUGGCCUCCACAUUCACGACAUUGUUUCACGCCCAGGAGGACUUAUUAGGGAUUCUGUCCAUCACUUCGGCUUGAGAACCAGGAGCGAUGGCGAUGGAAUCUCCAUCUUUGGCUCAUCCCACGUUUGGAUUGACCAUAACUCCAUGUCCAAGUGCGAGGACGGCCUGGUCGAUGCCAUCCAAGGAUCCACCGCUAUCACCAUCUCCAACAACCAUUUUACCAAGCACAAUGAGACGAUGUUGUUAGGCGCAAGUGAUGGGUACUCGGGCGAUAUCAUAAUGCAAGUGACCGUGGCAUUCAACCAUUUCGGGAGGGGAUUGAUUCAAAGGAUGCCAAGGUGCCGAUGGGGGUUUUUCCAUGUUGUGAACAACGACUACACCCACUGGAACAUGUACGCUGUGGGUGGUAGUGCACAUCCUACCAUAGUCAGCCAGGGCAACCGAUACGUCGCUGCCCCCUUAAUGGAUCCAAAGCAUGACGCUAAGGAGGUGACCAAGAGAGACCAUGCGACGAAAGCAGAGUGGAGCAAGUGGACAUGGAGAUCAGAGGGAGAUCUGAUGGUAAAUGGAGCCUUCUUUGUUCAAUCGGGGGUGCCUUUUAAGAAAAAGCCUUUCUCCAGAUAUGAUAUGAUCAAAGCAAAGCCAGGCAAAUUUGUGCCCAGACUCACUCGCUACUCAGGCGCCCUUACUUGCUGGCGUACCUCACCCUGUUAAGUCCAAAAAGUACAGUUGAAUGAAGAUGCUUUCUUCUCUUUUCCAUAGAUAUGAAGCCAAAUUACCUGUUGUUACAACAGAUGAUCAUUAUAUGUAGGAGAGGAAGAGAAAGGGAAUACAAUACCAUUACUGCUA
Vitis vinifera (wine grape) is the source of this 1686-nucleotide messenger RNA. RefSeq names its product pectate lyase. Bases 220 to 1551 code for a protein of 443 amino acids. Gene Ontology annotation, molecular function: pectate lyase activity. The record is from RefSeq and is a predicted model, not a curated record. The transcript has 4 exons. NCBI's taxonomy places the organism in Eukaryota, Viridiplantae, Streptophyta, Magnoliopsida, Vitales, Vitaceae.